Ogataea parapolymorpha DL-1 is the source of this 906-nucleotide messenger RNA. RefSeq lists its product as uncharacterized. Gene Ontology annotation, cellular component: nucleus. Gene Ontology annotation, biological process: protein peptidyl-prolyl isomerization. NCBI's taxonomy places the organism in Eukaryota, Fungi, Ascomycota, Pichiomycetes, Pichiales, Pichiaceae. Gene Ontology annotation, molecular function: RNA binding; peptidyl-prolyl cis-trans isomerase activity. The record is from RefSeq and is a predicted model, not a curated record. The transcript has a single exon. Bases 1 to 906 code for a protein of 301 amino acids.
AUGAGCGUACUCUUGGAGACCAAUGCUGGCAAUCUGGUGAUCGACCUUUUCGUGGACAGCGCCCCCAACGAGUCCAGAACGUUUAUUGCGCUCUGCCUGAGCAAAUUCUACCACUACUCGCCGUUUGUGAACGUGCGAAAAAACGUCGCUGUGGACUCUGGCAACCCGUGCUAUCCAGACCCCCUUGCUGCUCCGCAGCCAGAUAAAAACAUAAAUUAUACGCCGUCAUCUCAUCUCAGCCCCGAAAAAUUGGGUCAGGUGCUCUUCACCUCCAAAGGAGACGAGUUUAGCCCGGAAUUCUCCAUCUGCCUGGGCCCUGUGACGGACAUAUCCGGCCAUGUCUUUGGAACCAUCGGUGAGGGUUUUACCACGCUUGAGUAUAUCAACGACUGCGUACUUGACGAGGCCGGCCGCCCGCUGAAAGACAUUCGGAUUCUGCACACUUUUGUUCUGGACGAUCCGUUCUCGCUGCUGUUCGAAGCGCCUCCUAGUCCGUACCCCACGCAGAAACAAAUCGACUCUUUCAGACUCUUGCUGGACGAAAGUGCGCUAGAAGACAUCAAGGCCGAGUCGCAUGCCCUCACGCUGGAAGUGCUGGGCGAUCUGCCGUCAGCGAAAAUUCAGCCUAGCGAGAAAGUGCUAUUUAUUUGCAAGCUCAAUCCGGUCACCGCAGAGGACGACCUGCGCUUAAUUUUCCAGCGCUUUGGGGAAAUAACGUCGGUUGAAGUCAUCAGAGACAGACGUACCGGUCAUUCGCUGUGCUACGGAUUUAUUGAGUUCACCAACAAAUCUGCCGUUGAACGAGCGUACCAUAAAAUGGAAGGUGCUAUUAUUGACGAUAGAAAAGUGCAUGUCGACUUUUCGCAGAGCACGAAACGCAAACGAAACAGAGACGAUUUUAUAUAA